This is a messenger RNA of Cylas formicarius (sweet potato weevil), 1453 nucleotides long. RefSeq names its product serine/threonine-protein kinase S6KL (gene S6KL). The coding region runs from base 141 to 1346 and encodes 401 amino acids. Gene Ontology annotation, molecular function: protein serine/threonine kinase activity; ATP binding. The record is from RefSeq and is a predicted model, not a curated record. Lineage: Eukaryota; Metazoa; Arthropoda; Insecta; Coleoptera; Brentidae. The transcript is spliced from 8 exons. Gene Ontology annotation, biological process: protein phosphorylation.
AAACAUCGUAAAUCAAGCAAAUGUCGCCCAGGAAAAGCUGAGAAAAAGGUUCUUUACCUGAUUGUUAAUUUUACGGCCGUCUGAAAUGAUUGUCUAUUAUUUGUCGGACGUGCACUUUACGGUUAGAGAGGUACCUUCUUAUGGGCAAUAAUUCCACGAAAAGUACUAUUAACCAAUUCGACUGUGGGCACGGGAUUUACAAACAAAAGCAAGAGGAUUCCAGGCAGUUUAGCUUUAGCCGUUGUAGUUUGAAGAGUUUUGCGAGUGUCAGCGGCCAGGGGUCUAUUUCAUGUAUAUCUAAAAACUGGAACAGAAUUUGCAGGGGAAGGUGGAACGAGUCAGUUACCUUACGGUGCGAAGCGAGCAAAACUGCUUGGCCGCUAAAACAAACCGAGGCUUGUUUCCAUCCAGAAUUUUCCACAGUACCAAGUCAUAACGCAGAAAGGUUUUCGCUGCUAUGCGAACUAAGUAAAGGAGCAUUCGGGGAGGUUUACAAGGUCAAAGACUCGGAGACCAAACGGAUAUAUGCUUUAAAAGUUCUCUCCAAGUCAAGGAUAAUUACCGAGAACGCAGUUGAGCAAGUGAAACAAGAGGUGCAGAUACAAAAGGCUUGCGGACAUCACUGUUUCAUCGCUGAAUGCCAUUUACAGUGGCAGACUAAGCACAAACUCUUCAUAGUUACGGAAUUUGUAGAAGAAGGCGAACUGUGGAAUCUAUUAGUCACCCACGGGAGUCUGCCCACUGCCCUAGUUAAACUUUAUGUCGCCCAGAUAGCGCUGGUUCUAGAUUUUCUCCAUAACGCCGGCGUGAUCUAUAGGGACUUGAAGCCGGAAAAUAUCCUCCUGGAUUCGGACGGCAACGUCAAAUUGAUCGAUUUCGGACUGUCCAAGUGGCUCGGCUACGGACGAUCGACCACCACCGUGUGCGGAACAGCUCGUUACAUGGCCCCCGAAAUUUUGUCCGGAAAGCCGUACGGGCACGCCGCCGAUUGGUGGAGUUUAGGAGUGCUGGCUUGCCUGAUGUUAACCACAAAGUUUCCUUCAUACGAGCAUCAAGGUAUCGAGUCAAACGACCAAGUGUCCUUGCCGGACGAUGUCGAGCUGGAGGCAGAGAGUAGAGAUCUGUUGCGGCGGCUUCUGGAGCCGGUUCCGAAUCAAAGAUUUCGAUCCGUGAGAGCUCUGUCAACGAUCGCGUUUUACAAGGGAUUCAAAUUCGACGAAGUCAUGGAGAAAAAGACGCGGCCGCGGGACCUUCUGGAGGAACAUUUCGGGAAGAAUUUUAACGAAAAAAGGCCGCCAAUAGAAGACGCUCCUUUCAAAGAUUUCGACGAGAAUUUUUUUGAAUAGUAAUUUUAUAAAUUUUAUAAUCUAAUUAGGAUAUUUUUUUUUUUCUUCUUCUUUUUGGCACUACAACUCUGGGUGAGUCUUGGCCGCAUACACUAUUGUCCUCCAGC